UCUGGACUCGGCGUCAAGUACACUCUCACGGACUUGUCCCCGUCGAUGUUGGACUUUGCCAAGAAGAACAUCCCGCCGUCGCGAUAUUCGUUUCCCCUCGACUUUGUCGAAGCAAAUUCCCAAGAGCUCCAGUUUCAAGACGCGUCGUUCGAUCGAUACAUCUCGACGUUGGUGUUGCAGCUCGUGCCGGACGCGGACGCGAUGUUGCGAGAAUGCCAUCGCGUGCUGCUUCCCGGUGGGCUCGCCGGGUUUGUCAUUUGGGGCCGACCAGAAAACACGCCGUUCUUCCAACUGAUGGCUGCUGCCAACGAAAAGCUCGGGGCCCCGUCCGGUUUUACGUCCAACUACGCGUUGGGCAGCGACCUGUCUGUCCUCCAAGCAAAGAUCCAUGCCGCCGGGUUCGCUGCCGCGACUGCGUGGCCAUACGUGUCUGUCGUGGAGAAGUGGGAUGCUGGCAAGUACGCGACGCUCGUGGGCCGCCUCUUUCCCGUCGAAGACAAGGACGUUCAUGCCAAACGCCACGCGAUUCUGGUCGACCUGGCGUCGGCCUGGCUCGCCAAAGGACAGCCCAUUGCCAUGGAAACGUACCUCAUCGUGGCCACGAAGUAG
Aphanomyces invadans is the source of this 609-nucleotide messenger RNA. RefSeq lists its product as hypothetical. NCBI's taxonomy places the organism in Eukaryota, Oomycota, Saprolegniomycetes, Saprolegniales, Verrucalvaceae. The transcript is spliced from 2 exons. The record is from RefSeq and is a predicted model, not a curated record. The annotation marks the transcript as partial.